GGGCAGCGUUCUAAUUUUGAAGAAGUCCUGCCCAGCAUAAGAAGGGAAGUUACUGAACUUGUAGAUUUGGGAACGGAGGGCAGUAUGGAGAUUGUAAACCUUCUGGAUGAAAUUGAAUAUUUGGAAAAUCAGAAAAUUAGUGAUUUUCUUGUAGAUAAAUCCAAAGGAGCUCGUUAUCUCGAUUUCCUCAUCAGGAAGAAGAAAAUAUCCAAGGAUGAGGCUUUGAAAAUGCUGGAGAGAAAAUUGCCAGUGAAAAAGAAGAAGAUGAAGAAGAAGGGAUCGAAGAGAAAAAAGACCGGAAAGAAAAUUUCUCGUAAAAAAACUAAAUAAAUUCCAUGGAAACCAGAAGUAACAGAAAGAUGGAGGCUUUUUUGAAGGAAGGACUUGGAGUUCUUCUCCAAAAUGCUAUAGAUUCUCUCUUAAUUAUCAACCGAGGACAUAAAGUCAUUAAAAAAGUUGUCCAGAAGCGUCCAAUCCAGGAACGAUAUCGUGAAAGAAACCCAAGUGCGGUGAAGGCAAGUCCAGGGAAAAUUCAUGAGUCUUUGCAAGCUGUUGGCAAAGGGAUGAUUUUUGUGAAGUUGGAGGAAGACAUAGAUUUCUUGAGGUACUGCUUGGAAGAAGCUCUGGUUGAGGGAUUUCCUCAGCUCAGAGAAAUCAUUGACAUGGUACACAAAGAAGGGAGGGAAGAGUAUCAUGUAAUUGAUGAAUACAAUAAGAACAAGAAACUCUCUCAGUAUCUUGAGAAGAAACUACGAAAAGAUUCAGAAGAUUGUCGGAAACGCCUUAAAGAUUGCGAUGAGAAGCUCAUUGAUCUCCAGAAUCAGCUGAAGGAUUGCGAAUUGGAGAAUGCCAUGAGAUGUCGAUUGGUUUUGAAGUGGGAAGCAACUCGCCAUGAGCAGGCUCAAACGCUCUAUGAUCGGGAACGGGAUAUGCUGUUGCAGGAAAUUCAGAGUGUCCAGAGGAAAUCGAAUGAGGAGAAGAGGAUAAUGAGCGAGAUGGAGGUCUUUUGUCAGCAUCAGAUGGACAAACUCGAGGGAAUGACCCAACACUGGAUUGAGCGAUACAACAAAGAACUCGUGGAACUGGAUGAGAAUCUACGAUUGGCUAGGAUUCAGAUUGAGAGUCUACAGAUGUGCAUCCGGGACAUGCAGGAUUCUUUCAAUGGGCGUCAGGAGGAGAUUGAUGAAUACCUGGAGCAGAAACGCCUCGAGGAUGAAGCUCGGCAGCUUGAGCAGAAAAAAUGGGACAGUGCCGUGAGGAUCCAGGCAUGGUGGCGUGGAACUAUGGUGAGAAAUUGCCUGGGACCGUACAGGAAGAAGAAGAAAGGGAAGAAGGGAAAGGCAGCCAAGAAGAAGAAAUAAAUUUAUUGCUAG
Messenger RNA from Phlebotomus papatasi, 1373 nucleotides. RefSeq names its product dynein regulatory complex protein 9. The transcript is spliced from 2 exons. Lineage: Eukaryota; Metazoa; Arthropoda; Insecta; Diptera; Psychodidae. Gene Ontology annotation, cellular component: motile cilium; cytoplasm. Bases 336 to 1361 code for a protein of 341 amino acids. Gene Ontology annotation, biological process: cilium organization. The record is from RefSeq and is a predicted model, not a curated record. Gene Ontology annotation, molecular function: protein binding.